UUUUUGCCUAACACUAGAGCGCCGAUGUGUAGCUCAAAGAUGGCAGAUUCAAAGCUAGAUUACAAUUACAAAUUACAAAAACGCUACAACAGAGGUAUGAGGUAUGCCCCAGUGAGAGACCUGAGAAGUAGCUGGCAUGAAUACGUACGCUGAGUCCUACUUACGUCGCCGCCGUCUUAAAAGUGGAAGUGGAGAGAACGUGCUGCGUGGACUGCUUUAAACCGUCUUACAGUACAAAGUGGACCCGCUGCCUAUUCUUUUCAAAGCAGGGGAAUGCCUUUCGUAAUCCGGCGAUAGCCUGAACGGGCCAGACGGCAGCAGGAUGAGUUCAGAGGAGCACAACUCAGCCAUGUCACAGAAGAUCCCCUCCUUAUCGAGGAGCAACAGCAGCUCCUCGUCUAAGCAAGACAGCCGACAGGAUAGCUGGGAAAUAGUGGAGGGUCUGCGUGUGGGGGUCAGUAAUGUCCUGGAACCACAGAAACAGGAGAGCUACAUGCUGAAGAGGAGGAAGUGGCCCAUGAAGGGUUGGCACAAGAGAUACUUCUCCCUGGACAAGGGGAUCCUUAAAUAUGGCAAGAGCAGCGCUGAUAUUGAGAAGGGGAAACUGCAUGGCUGCAUUGACGUGGGUCUCUCCGUCAUGGCCAUUAAGAAGAAAUCCAAGUGUAUUGAUCUUGACGCCGAGGAGAAUAUCUAUCACCUGAAGAUUAAGUCACAGGAGCUGUUUGACGAAUGGGUUUCCAAGCUGCGCCACCAUCGGCUCUACCGACAGAAUGAGAUUGCCAUGUGCGCCAACGAGAAAUCCUUCUUCUACCCCAUGUACCCCUCCCCCAACUCCCCUGGCAUAGCUGAGGGACCCUCCUUGAGGAAGGUCAUGUCUAUACGGAGACAGUCGUCGGUGCAUCCUGCAUCAGGAUUCCCUUUGAGCUCCAACAGCCAGGCGAAGGUAGCUGCCUGGCUCCAGUCAUCAGAUGACAUGGACAAAUGCUCUAAAGACUUAGCAGUGUGUGAGUCCUACCUGCAGGAGCUGAACCACCUGAUACAGAGCAUGGAAGUCCUCCAACGCACUUAUUCUGCUCCGUCUUUUCAAGCACUACAGACAUCCCCAUUGGACAGUCCCAAAAAAGAAAAGAGACUUCAAAGAAAAUGGCGCAAUAAAAACGACAGUAAAGAAGUCAAAACCACUCUGCAGGUACCCAGCAGCACCUCCUCUGGCUCGAUCCGCCUUCACGCCUCCAACCCCAAUCUCUCCACUGCCACACUCGGAAGCGACAAAGUCGACACCGUCUCCCUGGAUUCGCAGUCCGACGCAGCAAAGCUGCAGGAGGACUUCUGCCGCGUUGCCUCCAACUUGCACACAUCCAUGAAAUCCGUACUGAGCUCGCUCACAUCAGAGAGGGAGAGACUGAAGCAGUGUCUGGAUCACGACUCAUACCCCCCAACCUCACCCCAAGUCGUCAGUCUGAAGAACACCCUGGCAGCGGCUUUAGCGCAGAACUCUGAGCUGAGAGAGCGCCUGAACAAGAUUCAUGCCGAGUCCCAGAUCGUAGAGCCCUCACUAAUAAAUCUCCCUGCCCCUGUGCAGAGGAAGGACUCAGCAGAAGACCCUCAUCCUCUUGUGCACCAGGUUUCCAAUGAGAGCAGAACUUCAGUUGGAGAGUCUUUGUCAGAGUUCUUUGAUGCACUAGAGGUUCUCUUGUCGGCUAGCUCCUCUGAAAAUGAGGCAUCAGACGAUGACUCAUACAUCAGUGACAUUAGUGACAACAUUUCGAUGGACAGAUUCUGCAACGAGACAGGGGGUGAAAGACCCAACUCAGGUUCUGUGGAAGAAGGCUCUGUCCUUUAUACACGUAGAUCCUGUCUGCCCACGCCCAGCCCUACCAACAGCACAAUCAGCAUGUGGAACAUCCUGAGAAACAACAUAGGUAAAGAUUUAUCCAAGGUGGCGAUGCCUGUGCAUCUUAACGAGCCCCUCAACGCCCUGCAGAGACUCUGUGAGGAGCUGGAGAACAGCGAGCUGCUGGACAGAGCUGCUAUCACACAGGACCCCUUUGAACGAAUGAUUUAUAUCGCCACAUUUGUUGUGUCGGGAUACGCUUCCAGCUUCUACAGGACUGGAGGAAAACCUUUCAAUCCUGUUCUGGGAGAGACGUACGAAUGCGACCGUCCAGACAAAGGCUUUCGGUUUGUCAGUGAGCAGGUUAGCCAUCACCCGCCUAUUUCAGCUUGCCAUGCAGAAUCUAAAAACUUUGUCUUCUGGCAAGAUGUGAGGUGUAAGAACAAAUUCUGGGGAAAAUCGAUGGAGAUUGUUCCUGUGGGUACCACUCAUGUCAUGCUGCCAAGAUUUGAGGAUCACUAUGAAUGGAACAAAGUGACAUCCUGCAUCCACAACAUUCUCAGUGGUCAGCGCUGGAUCGAGCACUAUGGGGAGGUCUCAAUCAGAAACUCCAACAGCAACAUUUGCCAAUGCAAGAUCACUUUUAUCAAGGCCAGAUACUGGAACUCGAGCGUAAAUGAGGUGGAGGGGACCAUUACGGAUGUCAAAGGAAAGGUCGUCCACAGACUGUUUGGGAAGUGGCACGAAGCGGUUUACUGCGGAGACCCGCCGUCGGCUACCUGCAUCUGGAGGGCAAGCCCGAUGCCAAUGAACUAUGAGCAGUACUACGGCUUUACAAAGUUUGCAAUUGAGCUAAAUGAGCUGGAGCCCUCUUUGAAACAGCUGCUGCCCCCUACGGACACCAGACUACGAGUGGACCAGAGACUGCUGGAGGAGGGGAACUUGGAAGCAGCAGAAGAACAAAAGCUGAGGAUUGAACAGCUGCAGAGAGACAGACGGAGAGUCCUGGAGGAGAACCAUGUGUCACAUCAGCCUAAAUUCUUCAGGAAGUCAAUGGAGGACGCCUGGGUCAGCAACAACACUUACUGGGAGCUGAGGAGGGACCCCGGCUUCUCCCACAUCGAGUUUCCAACACUGUGGUGACCUGAGCACACACGGUUUCUACCCACACAGCCUCCACUGUGAUCCAGGCUGGUUCUGGCGAUGUCUGUAGCCCACUCCUACCCGUCCACACGCCGUUUUCUAUAGCGCAGUCCAUUCAAAUUAUUGCCUUAAUAACAAGUGCUUAUCUGUGUUGCGUAAAUCUGUUCAUGGAAGCAUUGUGAGGGGGCGGGGGGGAAUGUUGAUGUCGAAACUUUCGCCCACAUUUCUGCAUCUUUUGUGUUAAGGAUUCUCAGAAAAUGGAAGCAGCUUGGUAAAAAAAAAAUCAAUGAAAAGAAAAUGCCGUUGUUUCCAUAAUUCCAGCUUGAAAAUGCUGAAUUACUUAGUCACUUAAAGCUUGUGUCUUAUAAUGGACAUUCUCUACCUCGGAGAAAAACGAGCCUUGAUAUUUCAGUGAUUGUGUGCACACAUGUUUAUUCGCCUAAUGCCUUACUAGUUGUACUUCUGCUGUUUUUUUAUUUUAUUUAAUUUUUGCAUUUGCAUUGCUGUUUUGUAAGAAUAUGCAACAACUGUUGAAAUGAUCUUUAUAUUCUCACUGUGCUGAGGGUAUCUUCAUGUCUCAUAAAGUAAUUACUUUUCAGCUAUUACUCUGUGAACGACUGUACAAUAUUAUAUGAGCAUCGGUAGCAAACAUUAAUUCCAGUCACUUGUUCCCACAUUAUCCAUUGCACCAUCUUGACACUGGGUUUGGAGUAAAAAUAAUGUCCAAAUCAAUGUUCAUGAUAGGGUAAUAAAUUAUUAUUCUUUCCUGUUA
This is a messenger RNA of Poecilia reticulata (guppy), 3749 nucleotides long. RefSeq names its product oxysterol binding protein-like 3b (gene osbpl3b). Gene Ontology annotation, molecular function: cholesterol binding. Lineage: Eukaryota; Metazoa; Chordata; Actinopteri; Cyprinodontiformes; Poeciliidae. Gene Ontology annotation, cellular component: cytosol; nuclear membrane; perinuclear endoplasmic reticulum. The record is from RefSeq and is a predicted model, not a curated record.